AUGCGGAUCACUGGAGCAACUGGCUUCAUUGGAUUUGCCGUCCUCACAAAAGCACUUCAGUCAGGAUAUCGUGUUCGCAUAGCUGUCCGCCGAGAAGUGCAGAUUGAGACAUUGAAAAACCAUGCCCUCAUUCAACCGUUCGCGAAUCAGCUAGAGGGUAUCAUAGUACCAGAUAUAACAGCGGAGGGUGCCUUUGACGAAGCUUUGAAAGAUGUUGUCGGAGUUUUGCAUUUGGCUAGUCCCUUACCUUUUCUAGUGAGUUCCUCAUAUAACUGUCAAAAAGCGAGGUACUGAUUGAAACAUAGCAAUUUGAAGACACAGAAAAAGAAAUCAUCGUACCAGCAAUCGAUGGAACGCUCAGCAUACUGACUUCAGCUCUGAAGUUCCCCCAGAUUAAGCGGGUGGUCAUAACAAGCAGUGCCGUAGCAAUCAUGACUGAUCAAGCCAUCGAGCCCUCCAACCCGCCAAUCACCUAUACAGCCAAGACGAGAAUCACUCCUCUUCCAUCCGCUCCAUAUCCAACUGAUAAUUGGGGAGCCUAUCGUGCUGCGAAGGCACUUUCUUUAGAUGCAACCGAGCGAUUCCUCGCGGAGAAAAAGCCCCAUUUUACCAUCAUAAACUUGCACCCUGGAUACGUCGUCGGAAGAAAUGAACUCGUCACAAAGCCGGAGGAGUUAUUGGGUGGUAGUAAUGCGGUCGCUCUUGGUGUUGUUUUGGGGGCAGUCAAGGAUGCUAUGCGCGAGGCCUUUACCACGCCUAUUACUGAUUUGGCUCGGAUUCAUGUCGAGGCUCUUGAUGACAAAAUUGUGGAAAGCCAAAGUUUCUUACUCAUUGCCGGAAAGGACGGCGAAAAGGCAGAUUUCAACGAAGUGAACGAGAUUGCGAAGACUUAUUUUGCAGAUGCUGUAUCUGAGGGUAUUUUGAACCCGGUCGGAAGCACUGAACCUGUUUAUCAAGAUGUGGAUAAGAGCAAGACAACGGCUACCUUUGGGCAUCUGGACUCGUUCAGGAACGCUGCUAAAGCUGUGAUCGGUCAGUACGUUGAGCUGAAAAGGAAAGCGGCAAAGGCUUAA
This is a messenger RNA of Hymenoscyphus albidus, 1073 nucleotides long. The record is from the annotation of a GenBank genome assembly. NCBI's taxonomy places the organism in Eukaryota, Fungi, Ascomycota, Leotiomycetes, Helotiales, Helotiaceae.